Ylistrum balloti is the source of this 2830-nucleotide messenger RNA. Its product is annotated as methylated-DNA--protein-cysteine methyltransferase-like. The record is from RefSeq and is a predicted model, not a curated record. The coding region runs from base 116 to 706 and encodes 196 amino acids. Gene Ontology annotation, cellular component: nucleus. Gene Ontology annotation, biological process: DNA repair. Gene Ontology annotation, molecular function: methylated-DNA-[protein]-cysteine S-methyltransferase activity. NCBI's taxonomy places the organism in Eukaryota, Metazoa, Mollusca, Bivalvia, Pectinida, Pectinidae. The transcript has 4 exons.
UGGAUAACAUGGCGUAUACAGGAAAAAAAGAAAAUGUGUCACUAAAACGUUGAAAAGCGUUCUGGUGUCCGAAGUAAUCACCGUGACCAUAGGAAUUUUCUGAUUGGAUGAUAAAAUGUCUGUCAAAUCCAAAAGACAGAGAUGUACAGGGUCAUCCUGUCAUCAUGGCCCUACCAACACCUACCAUGUGAGCACACCUGUGGGUAUUAUGGAGCUGGUGAGCUGUCCUCGUGGAUUACACUACAUGUCACAGACAGAUGAAACAGAUGAAACAUUCAAACCUGACAAAAGUAUUGAGGUGAAGGUGAUGUCCCAGAAAUACCAGGACAAUGGAUACACAUACAAGCCCCUUUUACUGGGUGUAGACUGGCUAAGGGACUACUUCAAGGGACAGCCUAAAUGCCAGGUGUCACCCUCAAUAUGUGCAUCAGUGUUUAAGGAAGGGUCUUUCACAGAGAAGGUGUGGAAGACACUGCCAGAAAAGGUGAAGUUUGGACAGAGUGUUUCUUAUACUCAGCUGGCAAAAUUGAGUGGAAACAUAAAGGCUUGUCGGGCUGUGGGUGCAGCAAUGAAGGCCAAUCCCAUACAGCUCAUCAUACCAUGUCACCGUGUUUUACCUGAAGGAGGUGGUGUGGGCAACUACAGUGGUGGCAACAAGAACAAGAUGAAGCUGUGGCUUCUCCAGCAUGAAGGGGUCAUCAAGUGAGAGUUGCACUGAAAACUCACAACCUAGUGUAUAAAUAUAAUGAAAAUCAAUUAAACUUAAAUGUUUAAAACAAAUGAUGGAAAUAAGUUCAUGUAUACUGUGAUAGAGUUACGAUUAUUACCACAAAAUGCAACGAUCUGUGAUCGUGAAAAAUGUCUGUAUCAAAAUAUGUGCAGAUAUUUGUGCACAAGUUUUCUAUGCAUUUAAGACUGCUAUGUUAUGAGUUUGUAAUUUUGAAACACAACAAUUAAAUGUGUCUGAUUAUCCCCAUGCAACUAAUGUCAGAGAGGGGAUAUAAAGAUAUAGUUAAGUCACUUCAAUCCUGACUUCAAAAGGACUAUGAUAUCACAGACAAGUUUCAGUUUCAGGGUUGUAGAGUCAAGGCCAUGGCCUUUAUUCCUGGAGAGGUCAAACUUCAUAUUCAUCUAAAGGACCAUGAUAUCGCAGACAAGUUUUCAGGUUCACAGGACCAAGGUCAGUUACCACUUUUAGAAAAUCCUUGUCAAAUUCUUUCCAGGAGGGAUUUUGAUUAAACUUGACACACUUGACCUUUUUUUAUUGCACAUAAAUGAAGUUGGAACCACCAAGGAAUUUGUUUUUCUUCUGAUGCCUUGUUAUUUUUUCACCUACAUCCAUUACAGAUGAAGCACAGUAGAAGAAUUCCUUGUUUUAAGGUGAAUAACUAUGAUUGAAUGGAUCUAUACUUAAGUUACAAAGGUAUUAGUUAAAAAGUUGAAAAUGUAACAAAUGAUUCGCACAGUUUCUGCUCCAUCAACACUUCACAACAUGUUAUUUGCUCUGGAAAUUACUUAGCCUGACUGUGAGAGUAAGAGAGAAUGUGUUGUAUAAUUUGUAUAAAUUUUUGUGGUAGGUUGGUAACCUAUCUUGUCUACCAGGUUUGGAUGUAAUACAUCACAAAAUACCUGUAGUCUUUUUCUCAGGUUUUUAAAACUGGACAAAUGUUUUUAUGCAUGAAUGAAGUUUAGAAUAUAUUCAGAGUUUUGGAUCGACGGAGCAUUGUUGUUGACAUUUGAUUUAGCUGAUUUACGUAGCUUCAGAUUAGGUCAUUAAAGAGUGUUAUUGCUUGACUAGCUAAUUGAUGUCAAUAAUGGAAAACAAUUAAAUUUAUGCUUUUGUUUAAAUCAAGACACCCAUGAAACCACAAUCUGUGGUGCUAAUUCCAUUAAGUCAUUGUUGAUACAGUGUAUUCAUUAUAUCUUAUUUUCACAGUACUCUCCAUUGUAAUUUCUAUUCCUGUAUGUAUUGGAUUUUUAGGUCAUCUGACCUGUGUGUCGUCAGUAAACUUUUCAUUCAAAAAACUUCUUCUCAAAUACUAGAAGGCCUAGGGGGCUAAUACUUGGCCCAUAGCAUGCUGGCAUGGAGCCCUACAAAGUUUGUUCAAAUUAAUAACCUUGACCCACUUUUAAGGUCUCAGGGGUCAACUAUAUUAAAAUAUACAAACCACUUCUCAAAAAGCAAGGGUCCAUGAGUGCUGAUAUUGGGCCUGUAGGAUGCUUGGAGGAAAGGCUACCAAGUUUGUUUAAAUGAAUGACCUUGACCCACUUUCAAGGUCACAGGGGUUAAAUAUGUUAAAAUAUGCAAAUGACUUCUCAAUAACCAAAAUGAUUAGAGUGCUGAUAUUGGGCCUGUAGGAUGCUUUGAGGAAUUGUUACCAAAUGUGUUCAAGUGAAUGACCUUGACCCACUUUCAAGAUCACAGGGUUCAAAUAUGUUAUAAUCUGUAAAUGACUUCUUCUCAGUAACCAAAAGGCUCAGGGUGCUGAUAUUGGGCCUGUAGGAUGCUGGGAGGAAGGGCUACCAAGUUUAUUCAAAUGAAUUAAGCCCACUGUUUUAACAGUAGACUCACUGUUGUUAGAGUUUGGCUUGCUUUUUGUCAGAUGACCGUGAACGCCCAUGGGCUUCUUGUUUUAAUCCAGACUUCCUGAGUAGGCCAUUUGGAAAUUUGAUGGUAGAUGAAAAUGACUGUGGACAUUAUCAGCUAUUUGUUGGAUGGUACGUUGUAGACUAUAAUGGAUGCAAUUUACUAUGAAAGAGAUGAUGAACUUGUACCCAUGAGCUCUCAACAUUACUUGAUGAAAAUAAAUGAUAUCUGAGUACUGUACAA